AUGCGCGUCGCCCAGCAGGUCCUGCAUAGAAGCGCGCGGGCUAUCAGCCUAUCCGAGUUUGCCGAUGCGGUUCGAGAAACAUGCAAGCCACGAUUCCCCGAGGCUAGAGGUGUGAUCCACCGGCAAGUCGCUCUCGCGAUAAGUGGCGGUGUUGAUUCCAUGGCAUUGGCCUACCUUUGCUCCCAGAUCCGCCGCUUCGAUCCUGAUAUAAAGAUCACGGACAACCCAUGUUCGGGGUUUCGGGCCUUUGUGGUUGACCAUAUGCUGCGUGGGGGGUCGACUGCGGAAGCGAAAAACGUUGCCGCAGCACUCAACGAUCUCCAUGUCCCCUGUGACAUUCUUCAGAUCAACUGGAAAAAGGAGCUCGGUGACAGUGUUGAAAUCGGUGACGUGACCAACAUCGAAAGCGUGGCCCGCAGGGCUCGAUACCGUAAGCUGGGCAAAGCGUUAGCCUUCCGUCGCAUGGCCACUUUGCUCCUUGCGCAUCACGAAGACGACCAGUAUGAAACGGUGCUCAUGCGCCUGAUGAGUGGGCAUCGUAACCGAGCAUUACGAGGAAUGCGCAAGGCAGCUGGUAUACCUGAAUGUGAGGGCCUACUUGGUGCUUAUGAUAGUGGCUGGGUUGAUGAUCAGAACCGGCAAUAUCCAUUCUACAGUACCCGACUCACUAAGAGACAACGAAAGUAUUUGAAGUAUGACCUCAGGUCAAGCAUCAAUCAAUGUGUGGAUGAAGAUCUUGACGAGAACACUAAUAUUGGAGACGAAUGCGGAAUCGGUGGCAGACUGCUGAAUUUUGACGCAUCGACCGAGCUCGGUACAAUUCCCAUCGAGGACGGAGGUGUUAAUAUCUAUCGACCGUUGCUAGAGUUCAGCAAGGACAGGCUGAUCGCAACGUGCUUGGAAAAUAAUGUGCCCUGGUUCGAAGACGCUACCAAUCAGGACCCUACUCUAACUACAAGGAACUCCAUACGGCACCUGCACAGGUCAUGCGAUUUACCAAGAGCCCUGCAAAAACCAAGUAUCAUUGCACUGUCCAAAAGCUGGCAACGUCGAGCCGAAACCCAAGAUGCCGAGGCUGAACGACUACUACAAAGGACGAUACUUCACGAUUUCGAGCCACACGUCGGCUCAUUGGUAGUCCAGUUGCCUGAUAUUCCGGCAGUGACUUCAAGACGGUACACGCGUACCGAGGAACGCUACCGGCGUCGUGUCUCACGCAUGCGUCUGAUUACGGCCCUAGCUAUACAGCGGAUUAUUGCACUCGUUACCCCCGAGCUUCAAGCCCCUACCGUUGCGAAUCUACAAAACGUCGUCUCUUGGCUCUUCCCAGGUCUUGCAGACACUUCUGAUGGCCAGACAGCAACGCCUCCUAAAGCUUUCAAUAUCGCAGGACUCCAUUUCAUGCCUAUCGAUUCUACGCCACGUCCCACGGCUGCGCUGAGCCAGUCUCAUCCACGCACUUGGUAUAUCUCACGCCAGCCAUACACGACAACCUCACCGCUUCCUACUUGGCGCGUGUCAUAUUGGUCAGCGAUCAAGCCAAGCGCGCGUACAACUCAUCAUGUCCGGUGGAAGUGGUCGGCUUGGAUGCCUUGGCAAUUUUGGGACAACCGAUUCUGGGUUCGACUAACACACCGUCUUCCCUAUCGUGUCAUAGUCAUGCCAUUCUUGUCUGAUCACACAAAAGAUUUUCGUGCAUCGUUAAGUUCAAAAGACCGUAAACGUUUGGCCAUAUUGCUCAAAAAAUUCGCGCCUGGAAAGGUUAGGUACACCCUACCAGCGAUAUAUUCCGAAGAACAUUUAGAUCUCAAGAACGUUGUUCCCCGUGUUGGAUAUCCCGUACCUGAAGAUGAUUAUAUUCCAGGCGAACUUCUGAAGAGAGAGGGGAACUCACCGCCACUAGCGCCAAUUGACCCUUCGAAAAUGAGGUUACUUGCUUUACCGACUUUCAAUAUUCAGCUGCCCGGACUUGAAAGUUGGCUUUUACAUGAGGUUCGAUACAAAAGGGCAGAUCGGCAGACAUUACGGGCUAUGACAAGCCACCGUAACAGGUCUUUUGCCAGUCGGAAUGCUGGUAGAAGGGAAAAUGCCAAGACAGUCACCGUCGGCCGGAAGGCAAUGACUCGUCGUAGUCGGCAGACUGCUGAUGAGCAACACUGUUCAACCUCAGUGGAUCAAUAA
Molecule: messenger RNA, 2181 nt
Organism: Truncatella angustata
Lineage: Eukaryota; Fungi; Ascomycota; Sordariomycetes; Amphisphaeriales; Sporocadaceae
Exons: 2
Coding region: 1-2181 (726 amino acids)
Biological process (GO): tRNA processing
Molecular function (GO): ligase activity, forming carbon-nitrogen bonds; ATP binding
Source: RefSeq, a predicted model, not a curated record